UAGGCGAAUAGGUUAGUUGUUAAAACGAGAAUCUCUGGUAAACUGCAAUUCAAUUCGCGAUGCCUGGUUACCAAAACAAGUUUGUGGACAAGGUCCGAAAGCGACAUCAAUGCCCGUUAUGCCACUUUCCAAUGAGAGACCCAGUUCAGAUCACCGCAUGCAGACAUAGAUACUGUGAUACAUGUCUUCAGAAAUUCUUAGGAGAGGGUGUCUUCAAUUGUCCAGUGGACCACCUGUCAUUGGAUUACGCCAAGAUCUACCCCGACCCGGAUCUGGAAACAGAAAUAAUGUCGUUGACUACACAUUGCACAAACUACUCGAGUGGUUGCAAAUGGACAGGGAAGCUUCAUAAUUUAAAGGCACAUAUGGACAAGUGCAGCCACAGCGAACGUGAUUGCCCGAACAGAUGCGGCGUUCGUAUAAGGUCUAUGAAAUUGGCCGAUCACCUUGAAUACGAAUGCAUGAAAAGACGAGUGGCUUGCGACUUUUGUGGAAAAGAAUUCACGGGAGAAAUGAUGGACGAGCACGAGGGGGCGUGCCCGCAAGAGAGCGUCCACUGUGAGAAUAAAUGUGGAGCCAAAAUGUUGAGAAAAUAUCUAUCUCGUCACGUGACUGGAGAUUGUCCUAAGAGGCCAACCAAAUGCACGCACUGCUCAAAAGAUUUCAACAUCGAUAUAUUGCAGACGCAUCACGGCACUUGUCCAAGAUACCCGAUCGGUUGCCCGAAUCGUUGUGACGUGCUUAAAAUUCCACGAGAGGAGCUUGAAAUUCACUUGAAAGAACAUUGCAAGUCCGCGCUUACUGCUUGUCCAUUCAAAGAAGCUGGCUGCAAACACAAGUGUCCAAGGUAUCAUCUCGAGCGCCACCUUACGGAAGCCAACGCGUCGCAUAUCAGGGCAAUGUUUGACCUCGUUAAAACUCAACGAAGCCACAUCAGCGAGCUCCAGAAACAACUGAGCGACCUCACGGUGAACACGAACGGUACACUUCUGUGGAAAAUACCUGGUUACUCACAGAAACUACAGGCAGCACAGAAAGACCAAGCCAUAGAAAUGCGAAGUCCACCAUUCUACACACACCGGUACGGUUACAAACUUCAGUUGUCUGCAUUCUUAAACGGCAACGGUAGCGGCCUUAACUCUCACAUGUCCCUCUACAUUCGUGUCCUUCCUGGCGAUUACGACUCACUCUUGGAGUGGCCGUUUUCCCAUGACAUCACCUUUACCAUAUUAGACCAAGGCGAUCCACUGUCAUCAAAAAGAAGCCACAUCAGCGUCCGUUUCACGCCGGACCCAACAUGGAAAAACUUUCAGCAGCCAACAGCAGACGGAGACGAUGACUCCACGUUGGGGUUCGGCUACCCAAAAUUUGUGUCCCACAAAGAACUUAAAGACAAUUGCUAUCUCAAGGGCAACUCUCUCUUUAUCAAGGCUGUUGUGGACAUUUCACGCAUCGUGAUACCAUAAUCAUACAUUCUGCUACCCUAUAAGUUUCAUAGCCCAAAGAAGGGAGGUACGAAAACAUGCUGGAUAUGUUUUAUAUUUACUGUGUACAUAUACGCAACUUAUACAUUACUUCUCUAUGUCUCGUGUAUUCUGCUUUUUGUCAAACCAUGCAUGCUUUCAAAAACCCUCAUUAAAAAUAGAACAUCUGUAAUUGUCCAUUAAACUAUAUACCUGCAUCUCUGUAAGAAAAUGUGUCUCAUCAUAUUCCAAUUGUAAACAAUCAAUGUUCGCUGUUUGUCCCACUUUAUUUUGUCCAA
Molecule: messenger RNA, 1762 nt
Organism: Ciona intestinalis (vase tunicate)
Lineage: Eukaryota; Metazoa; Chordata; Ascidiacea; Phlebobranchia; Cionidae
Source: RefSeq